Xenopus laevis (African clawed frog) is the source of this 3517-nucleotide messenger RNA. RefSeq names its product tripartite motif-containing protein 46 (gene trim46.S). The coding region runs from base 113 to 2356 and encodes 747 amino acids. The record is from RefSeq and is a predicted model, not a curated record. NCBI's taxonomy places the organism in Eukaryota, Metazoa, Chordata, Amphibia, Anura, Pipidae. The transcript is spliced from 10 exons.
GGCUACUGAGCAUGCUCCGUGUAUCCCCCCCCACAGACAGAAGAGUCUCCGCACCAGGAAUAAUCAGCAUCAGUGAGUGUCAGACGGAGGGGAGCGAGUGGCAGUUAGAGAAAUGGCAGAUAGAGACGAGCUUCAGGCAUUUACGUCUAUAAUGGACGCCCUGGUCAGGAUCAGUACCAGUAUGAAGAACAUGGAGCGUGAGCUCUUGUGCCCAGUGUGUAAUGAGAUGUACAAACAGCCAGUCAUCCUGCCCUGCAAGCACAAUGUGUGCCAAGUGUGUGCCACUGAGAUCCUGCUGCAGAGGGGGUACAUGUGUGACCCCAACUCAGAGCCCAACUCCCCCGCCUCCUCUCCUGCUACACGGAGCCCCCGCAUGGGAAGGAGAGUGGUGCCCAAACAGGAGCGGCUCCUCAAACAAGGCUUUGGCACGUACCCUGGCAGAAAGAGGGGCGCUAGCCACCCCCCGGCCGUGCUCUUCCCGUGCCCCCCGUGCCAGUGUGAUGUGGAUCUCGGGGAGAGGGGUCUGGGGAACCUGUUCCGGAACCUGACGCUGGAGCGGGUGGUGGAGCGCUACCGACAGACCGUCAACAUCAGCUCGGCCAUCAUGUGCCAGUUCUGCAAGCCCCCCCAGCUGGAGGCCACCAAGGGCUGCACCGAGUGUCGGGCCACUUUCUGUAACGAAUGCUUCAAACUCUAUCACCCCUGGGGCACCCAGAAAGCUCAGCAUGAGCCCACCCCACCCACCCUCACCUUCAAGCCCAAGGGCCUGAUGUGUCCGGAUCACAAGGAGGAGGUGCUGCUUUACUGUAAGACCUGCCAGCGGUUAGUUUGCCAAAUUUGCCGAGUUCGCCGGAACCACAAUGGGCACAAAAUUACCCCCAUCAUCAGCGCGUAUCAGGCACUGCGGGACAAGCUGAACAAAAGCCUCUCGUACAUACUGGGGAGUCAGCACAUUGUGCAGGGGCAGAUCAGUGACCUGGAGGAGAGUAUGAGACAGACUGAGGUGAGUGGAGCGCGGGCGCAGGAGGAGGUGCUGCAACUGAUCGGGGCCCUUCGCUCUGCACUGGAGGAGAAACAAGCGACACUAACCAGAACCAUUGCUGAGCGGCAGAAAGAUCGGCACAAUGUGCUGGAGGCGCAGGUUUGGGAGCGUCAGGCUCUGCUCGAGAACUCUGGCCUCGUCUCUUACUCUCAGGAGGUGAUGAAGGAGACGGACCAGCCCUGCUUUGUGUUGGUGGCAAAACAGAUCCAUGAACGAAUGCAGCGAGCAAUAGAAGGAGUACAGAGUUUCAGACCCGCAGCUUGUGCCCCGCUGCCUCCAUUUAAACUGGACGUUAGUCGUGAGAUGAAGCUGCUGACGGACCUGCACUUUGUUAGAGCACCAGAUGCCCCUGUUAUAGACACACAGCGCACCUACGCAUAUGACCACAUAUUCCUAAGCUGGCGUCUGCCCCAGGACUCAGCACCCGCCUGGCACUACACCGUGGAAUUCCGUAAGACGGAUCCCAAGCACAAGGGCCUCAAACUGUGGCAACGCCAAGAAGAGAUCUGGGGGCUCAGUACUGUUUUAAAGGGUCCUGACACAGACAGCGUCUACGUUCUGAAAGUGAAGGGCUACAACAAGGCUGGAUAUGGGGAAUACAGUGAGGACAUCUACCUGCACACACCCCCUGCCCAGGUGUUGAACUUCUUCUUGGACAGUAGUUGUGGCUUCCCUCGUGACCGGCUGGUGGUGAGUAAAGACAGGCGGGCAGUGCGCAGUGUACCCGGAGUUCCCAUGCUCUUUGCUGCCGAGAGACUGAUGACCAGUUGCCACGUGUCCAUGGAGCUGGUUCUGGGAGAUGUGGCCAUCACACAAGGACGCUACUACUGGGAGUGUUCUGUGGACCCAAGCUCCUAUGUACUCAAGGUUGGCGUGGGGCAGGAGAGUAAACUGCAGGAGCUCUUUCAGAUGCCCCAAGAUAUGGUCAGCCCCAGUAGGUAUGAUCCAGACAGUGGGCAUGAUUCCGGGGCAGAAGAUGCCACCCUCGAUAUGUCUCCUGCUUUCGCCUUCCUGACAAUCGGAAUGGGGAAAAUCCUCCAGUCUCAUGGUUCCCUUCCCAACUCUAGGGAUCCCACCGGUUGCACCAUCCCAUUGCCCCCAAGACUUGGAGUCUGCUUAGACUACGAAAAGGGUCGUGUUGGCUUCUAUGAUGCUGUGUCUCACCGUAGCCUAUGGGAAGGCAGCGUAGACUGCUCCGGCCCUGUGUGCCCCGCCUUCUGCUUUAUUGGGGGAGGUGCUCUUCAGCUGCAGGAGCUGGUGUCAAUCAAACAUGAACGCAAAGUGACGAUUGGUGGGUUCACUAAAGCAGAGUGACCCUUGACCUCACGGAGACUCUUUUACUUGCACCAGCCUGUGGGGGGCACACUUUGCUGCCACUUUGUGCACAAUCACGCUGAACAGACGGAGCCAGAAGGCAGGACUCGAGGAAGGGGAUCAUGUCAGUGAUGUGGGUGGAGAGGACUUGAGUGUGCCCUCUGCCCCCCGUCAAUAUAAAACUCUAUCAUCUGUGCCAUCUACAAAGUAGCCCGUAUCUCAGGCCUGCGCCAGUCUCAUCCCUCCCUCUGUCUAUGUGUCUGUCUAUGUGUCUGUCUAUGUGCCGCCAUGUCUCUCUGUCUGGGCUGGACCCACUGCCUGCUGUGCCCCAAAUAUCAUGCCAACCCCCCUGUACCCCCAUUAACCACCCUGUGCCCCUUAUGUUGGUAACCUGCUGUGCCCUUACAUCUAGAUUCCUUCAACCAUUCUGUGAGCCAAAUUACCCCCUGACACCCAAUGUCUCCCCAAUAACUGCCCUCAUGUGCCCCUCUGUGUGCCAGGCAGGUGCCCAUAUUCGUGACUUCUCUCAAAGAGACCCAUGUGGCCCCUCCAAUAACCCUGCUGUGGCCCCUGGAAGCUUCCAACCCAGUGCCCCCUUCAGUCACUAUCCCCACGCCCCCCGCAGACCAUUCUGCCCCUCUUCCUCUCUGGCUCCAUUUUUGGCAUGACUGUCCCCCCACAUGCUCACUUGCCCUGCUCUACGGUUGCCCCCCAUCACUAGCGCUGAGAAUAAUUUUAUUUAUUUAUAAUUAUUAUAAUUUUAUACACUUUUUUUAGGGAAAGUUUUUUUGUAGAAACAACGUCUUCCUUUUUGUAUUGCGCUUGGCUCAGUGUGUGGGGAGGGCGCCCCCUUCAGGAAGAGCUGAACUACAGCAUGCACCCCCACACAGGAGUAGUUCCACUGCAUGCCCCGCUCUGGCUGCCCCACGGAUAACAGGAGCCCCCCCCCCCCAUUAUCUACUUUGUAUUUCAUUCAUUUAUUCACCUCUUGGGCUCUAACGUUUUAUAUUGCCACCCUGGGGGUAAUAUAGCCAAGCUGGGGGAGGUGCACCGGUGGAGAGACACAUGAAUGUAAACUGACUGGUCUAUAGAGUGAAGCAAAAGGACAGCUGAGGGGCUGAAAGCAGUGACACCAAAAGAAAUAAAUGUCCAGCACUUACA